Messenger RNA from Seriola aureovittata, 5151 nucleotides. Its product is annotated as cGMP-dependent protein kinase 1. Gene Ontology annotation, molecular function: ATP binding; cGMP-dependent protein kinase activity. Lineage: Eukaryota; Metazoa; Chordata; Actinopteri; Carangiformes; Carangidae. The coding region runs from base 518 to 2524 and encodes 668 amino acids. The record is from RefSeq and is a predicted model, not a curated record. The transcript has 18 exons. Gene Ontology annotation, biological process: protein phosphorylation.
GAUUUUGGCCAUAGGCUGGGGGGGGGGUCUGGGUGUUUAACACUGCACUUUUGUCGCUCCAAGAGGGCUGCGCAGAUAGACGGUAAACAAAUAUUUGACAGCAGCAGGACUGGGUUUCCUCUGUGGCGUGUUUGCAGGGUGAGAGGCGGUGAACUACAGGAGUUGUCUCGGCUCUUUAGUGCCCAGUUUGACGGCUUGCCUGCGUCCUCGGAGAGGAAGAGCUGCUGUAAUUGGUUUCUCAAUGAAGGAUCAUCAGCAGCUCCCCGGAGGCUUGGUGGACUGUAGUGUAGCGCAGCUCCAUCAAUCGUCUGCUCCCCGGCUUUAAACACCGCUUUGCUCUUUUCUUCUGAAAUAAACAAGUGGGCAGUGAAGGGGGUUAUCGGAGCAUCAUUAUUCUGCGCGUAUUUAAGGGGUUAUUUGUGACCGUUUUCACAACCUGUGCAAGUACUGUUGGGAGUUACUAAUCGCUUUGUCCACAUCGCGGGGAAUCGCGGCAAAGUUUAACGCAGAUUUCGACAUGAGUGACCUGGAGGACGACUUUGCCAAGAUCCUUCUGCUAAAGGAGGAGCGGAUACGGGACUUAGAGAGGCGACUGGCGGACAGGGAAGACGAGAUUCAAGAACUGAAGAGAAAAUUGCACAAAUGUCAGUCUGUUCUGCCCAGCGCUCAACUUAUUGGACCGAGGACCCGCAGGGCGCAGGGCAUCUCCGCGGAGCCUCAGACGCACCAGGACCUGUCAAGGCAGCCGUUUCGGAAAUAUGCCAAGUCCGACUGGUCCAAGGAUCUGAUCAAGGAAGCCAUCUUGGACAAUGACUUCAUGAAGAACCUGGAGCUGUCACAGAUCCAAGAGAUUGUUGACUGCAUGUACCCUGUGGAGUAUGGAAAGGACAGUUGUAUCAUUAAGGAGGGCGAUGUGGGCUCACUGGUUUACGUCAUGGAAGAUGGGAAGGUGGAGGUGACGAAGGAGAGCCUGAAGCUCUGCACCAUGGGGCCAGGAAAGGUGUUUGGAGAGCUGGCUAUUCUCUACAACUGCACCAGGACUGCCACUGUCAAGACUCUGACAAAUGUAAAGCUGUGGGCCAUCGACCGACAAUGUUUUCAGACGAUCAUGAUGAGGACGGGUCUAAUCAAGCACACGGAGUACAUGGAAUUUCUGAAAAGCGUCCCCACAUUCCAUGGCCUGCAGGAAGAUAUUUUAAGCAAGCUUGCCGAUGUCCUUGAGGAGACACAUUAUGAGGAUGGAGAGUACAUCAUCAGACAGGGGGCCAGAGGAGACACCUUCUUCAUCAUCAGUAAGGGAAAGGUUAAUGUGACCAGAGAAGAUCCGCCCAAUGGAGAGCCCGUCUAUCUGCGCAGCCUCGGAAAAGGUGACUGGUUUGGAGAGAAAGCACUGCAAGGGGAGGACAUCAGGACGGCUAACGUCAUUGCAGCAGAGGCAGUCACCUGUUUAGUCAUCGAUAGAGAUUCAUUCAAGCACCUGAUUGGAGGUUUGGAAGAUGUGUCCAGUAAAGGCCAUGAAGAUGCUGAUGCCAAAGCCAAGUAUGAAGCAGAGAAUGCCUUUUUCUUCAAUCUCAACCUAGCUGACUUCAAUAUCAUCGACACUCUGGGAGUUGGUGGCUUUGGACGUGUUGAGUUGGUUCAGCUCAAGAGCGAUGAGAACAAAACCUUCGCCAUGAAGAUCCUGAAGAAACGGCACAUUGUGGACACAAGACAACAGGAGCACAUUCGUUCAGAGAAGCUCAUCAUGCAGGAGGCCCACUCUGACUUCAUUGUUAGACUUUAUAGAACCUUCAAGGACAGCAAGUAUCUCUACAUGUUGAUGGAAGCGUGUUUAGGAGGAGAGCUGUGGACCAUUCUUCGAGACCGGGGUUCAUUUGAAGACUCAACCACCAGAUUUUACACAGCUUGUGUGGUAGAGGCCUUCGCCUACCUGCAUUCCAAAGGAAUCAUCUACAGAGACCUCAAACCAGAGAACCUUAUAUUGGACCACAGGGGCUAUGCCAAACUGGUGGACUUUGGUUUUGCCAAGAAGAUCGGGUUCGGGAAGAAGACGUGGACCUUCUGUGGGACGCCGGAGUAUGUAGCACCAGAGAUCAUUCUGAACAAGGGCCACGACAUCUCAGCUGACUACUGGUCUCUAGGAAUCCUUAUGUUUGAGCUCUUAACUGGCAGCCCUCCAUUCUCUGGCCCCGAUCCUAUGAAAACCUACAACAUCAUCCUGAGAGGCAUUGACAUGAUCGAAUUUCCAAAGAAAAUUACCAAAAAUGCUGCCAACCUAAUCAAAAAGCUAUGCAGGGAUAAUCCUUCUGAAAGACUGGGAAACUUGAAAAAUGGUGUCAAAGACAUCCAAAAGCACAAAUGGUUUGAGGGCUUUAACUGGGAGGGCUUGAAGAAGGGGACACUGACGCCUCCUAUUAUCCCUAAUGUCACAUCAGCAGUCGACACGAGUAACUUCGACAGCUUCCCAGAAGACAACGAGGACCCACCUCCUGAUGACAACUCCGGCUGGGAUGUUGAUUUUUGAAGUCCUCCUCUCCCCUUAAAACCAAAAGGAACUCAUCUUUUGUUGGCUUGGAGGCCAUCUUGACGACAUGGCUGUGUUGUAAAAAAAAAAAAAAAAAAAAACUGCAUUAAAAAUGAAAGAGAAGAUAUGGAGAAGAAGAUAAACACAUGGAUGGCAAACCCUCUGGGUCACCGAUAUGCCUUUAUUUCACUGUGGCUCUGGAUCAAGCAUUUAUAAUGGGACUGCUGUAGCACUUCUUCAGUGUUGUCUUACACUCAGCUCUAAAGGCGCAGGCAAAGAAAGUGCAGGGAUACACACACACACACACAUACACAUAAACACAAUCCAACAGAGGCUGAUAAUGGAGCCAGGUUUUUCCCAGGUUAACAGAGAAAGAUGUUUCGUGGGUGAAUGAAUGAUCGAUAGUCAAGUUUUGGUUAUAGGAUAAAUAAAAGUACGAAAAGUGUGAUGAUUGACUGCUCAAAAAGAGAAGAAGCUGAUGAUUUUUUUUUUCUCCGUUUGUUUCUCCGCAAUAUUUGGUGAAAUACUUGGUGGACUUCGGGAGGUUACAACAUGAUACUGCAGUUGUUCCCUGGUUUUUGACAUGCAGCUGCUUGCUGCGAGUUUGGAUCCUUUUCAGAGAUCUAAACACUACAGUCUGCAAGUAAACCUGGCAUCAAGUGCUCAAGACUAACCUGAAUGUCACUGGUUUUCUUCUCGUUUAACAUCCAUACGGCAUACAGUUUGUACGGUACAUAGUAUUUGAAUUUACAAGUUACAUUCUCACAAAUGAACACAACCGGGCUGAAAUCAAAUACUUAGUACACUUUACAUAAAAUAAACCUACCUUGAAAAGCACAAACACUGUGCAUCGAGUCAAAAGAGACGUGACUCUUCAAGUGCCCUACUUAAAUUUUAAUGAAUCACACACACCGACACACAUGAAAUGUCAGCUAGAGUUUCCAUGAAGCAAUCUGUCAUUAUGCACUUAAGACCAUUAACUGAGAAAAUCAGCAGUUCUAGGUAAUUUUAAGCUUCAGUAGAUGAAGUCACACUCUUUGUUUGUUCUUUAAUACGCUUUUAAACACGCAUAUGAACGCUUCUCUACCUACAUACUUCUUAAAUUUGUUUUUUAAAUCACCCAAAUGCCUCUUCCCCAUUCAACCAAACGGGACAUCCUCUGUUUGCUCCUGUAUAGUUCUGAUAUAACUGUGAACAUGGUUUUAAUGUCUUUGGUGCUGUUAAAUUGCUGAUAAAUUAUGAUAAGCGAUGGUGAGAUGACAGUACUGGUUAUUGUUUUUGUAUAGUAAUUUUUUUUGUGCUUGGUUUCUUGUAACGUACUUGACUUCUUUUUCAAAAAUUGGAGACUUGUGUCAAUUUGUAAACUUGAGUGAAGUUUUGUUUGAUAUCACUUGACACCAUGUUACAUUGUGCUAAGUGGUAUUUUCAAGGUGUUUUAAUAGGUUUAACCAUGUUAAGUUCAUUCAUAUAAAUUAACCAUCCUCAUCUUUGGAGGCAAAAUUUACCACGUCCACAUUAUCUUAAGACUUCCAACACGUAAACAUCGUCUUAUAGAAAUUUAAAAGUGUCUCCUUCAGACAGACGGCAAAAUUAAAAAAAAAAAAAGGCAGAUUAUAUUUUGUGAAGCUCACAGCUUUGACCACUAACUCCAUGAUCUCUCACCCAGCUGAUCACCUAAAAAGCAUAACAACAUAAAAUCAGAAGAAAUAUAAGUGCCUUAAAUCAAUGGCAUACAAAAUUAACAUCGCAAGACCUUUUCGAUGCUGCAUGAACACAUAUACACCUCAAAAACGUAUGUGUCCUCUUAGAUGGCUGCUUCUCAUCCUUUGUUAUAUCUAAUAAAUACAUUAAUCACCUUGGAAAGAGAAUUUCUAGUCUUUUGAUGGCGGACAAAAGUGUGUAUGAAAUAAAUGUCCUGCUUCACCCCUUUGAUUUCUCUCACAGAAACAUUUAUUAACAGUAAGAUUAUAAAAAUCUAUCAUACCUAUCAUGGCUGCAAUGACAUGCUUUUCUCUACAUAUCUAACGUGAUCUUAUGAAAUCAACCACAGCUGGUCUGAUAUGAAGUGAACAGUAAAUGAAAGCUCAGAGGGACCUUCUGUUUCAGCCGACAAAAGUCCAUGUGAUCUGAGUAUUUAGAGAUGGCAAGAAUGAUUUGCAGUUUUUCAUUAAUUUGAAAACAAUACUCUUGUUUGCCACUGUUGACAAUCUUUACUGUAUGAUAACCUCGAUCAUAAUGCAUCAUCAUCCAGAUUUUCAUUUUAUGGUUUGGGUUAAAUAAAGCCGAACAGCACAACUCAUAUUUCAUCCCAGAAAGCCAAACAGACAUCUUUACAUUUAAAUGGUAUAAAUCAAUGAUGUUGAUGGAGAGCUACAAAUGAGAAGAAAUCUUAGCUCUGUAGGCAUACCAUAAGUAUUUUACUGUAUUAAGGACAGGUUAUGUUUAUCACAAAGCCUUAUGUACAUCAUGACUUUACAAACCACUGGUUUUGAGUCUCUUAUUGACCGCCUUCUGCAAUGUUACCUGAUAUCUGCCUUGUGUUAUGUUGUUUAUUCUGCUGUACAUUAGUUUUGCAGAGUGCCACGUGUAAGAUUUUUAAAAUUAUAGAGUAAAAACAAUACUUUUGA